This is a messenger RNA of Saccostrea echinata, 2778 nucleotides long. RefSeq names its product UDP-N-acetylhexosamine pyrophosphorylase-like. Gene Ontology annotation, biological process: UDP-N-acetylglucosamine biosynthetic process. Gene Ontology annotation, molecular function: UDP-N-acetylglucosamine diphosphorylase activity. NCBI's taxonomy places the organism in Eukaryota, Metazoa, Mollusca, Bivalvia, Ostreida, Ostreidae. The record is from RefSeq and is a predicted model, not a curated record. Bases 73 to 1626 code for a protein of 517 amino acids. The transcript has 11 exons.
AAACGUAGGAGACCGCUGGCCUUUGUAAAUAAUAUAGGCGUUGAACAGUAAAACAGAAAUCUAAAAGUAAAGAUGGAUGUAGAAGGACUGAAGGCACGUCUGACAGAAGCUAAUCAAGAACAUCUUUUAAAGUAUUGGGACCAACUCUCUGAUGAAGAAAAACAUCAGCUCUAUACAGAACUGAGUCAUCUAGACUUUAAAGAAAUCAAUGGAUUCUUUAAGACAGCUAUGGAGGACCUGAACUCAACCUCAGAGAAACUUGAUGAUCUGCUGGAACCCUUGCCUAAAGAGGUUUGUGGAGGAGUAGUGGAAACAAGUGAGGAAAACCUCCUGCAAUAUGACAUUGAUGGUCUGACAGAGAUUGGAGAGAGUCGGGUGGCUGUCAUCCUGUUAGCUGGGGGACAAGGUACUCGACUAGGAGUGCCCUAUCCUAAAGGAAUGUACAAUGUAGGACUUCCAUCAGGGAAGACCCUAUACCAGAUACAGGCAGAGAGACUCCUCAAGCUACAGAGACUCGGGGAAUCUGUUACAGGAAACAGCUGUAAAAUACCAUGGUACAUCAUGACAAGUGAGCACACAAAGGGUGCCACCCUUGAUUUCUUCAAGAAAAAUAACUAUUUUGGUUUAGAGGAAGAUGAUGUUGUCCUCUUUGAACAAAACCUCCUCCCAUGCAUAGGGUUUGAUGGAAAAAUCAUUUUAGAGAAACCUCACAAAGUGGCUUUAGCUCCAGAUGGUAAUGGUGGUUUGUACAGAGCACUGAAUCACAGUGGAGUCUUGAAGGACAUGGAGAAGCGAGGUAUCAAGUACAUCCAUGUCUACUGUGUGGACAACAUUUUGGUCAAAAUGGCAGACCCAAUUUUUAUAGGAUUCUGUUUAAGCAAGGGAGCUAACUGUGGGGCAAGGGUUGUAGAAAAAGCAUUUCCUACAGAGCCAGUCGGGGUUGUGUGUAAAGUGGAGGGAAAAUAUCAAGUAGUGGAAUACAGUGAGAUUACACGGAAAACAGCAGAAAAACGAGACUCUGAUGGUAGACUAGUGUUUAAUGCCGGCAACAUUUGUAACCAUUUCUUCACUCUGGACUUACUGAAAUUUGUAUCUGAGCCAGCACAAGAAAAACAAAUGAAGCAUCAUGUUGCAAAAAAGAAAAUUCCACAUGUUAGUGACAAAGACAGCAAAGUCACUGUUAAACCUGACACACCCAAUGGCAUUAAAAUGGAGAAAUUUGUCUUCGAUGUUUUUCACUUUGCAACGAGUUUUGCUGUUUGGGAGGUUAUCCGUGAGGAUGAGUUUUCUCCCCUGAAGAAUGCUGACACUGCUGAUAAAGACACGCCCACUACAUGUCGUCGUGCGCUGCUGAAUCUCCAUCACCGGUACUUGGUAAAUGCUGGGGCACAAUUCGUGGAUAAAGAUGGGAAUGUUCUCCCACCUAGCUCAGAAAAAGAAGAUAUUGGUGGUGGAGAUCGUAAAAAAGAUGAGGAGGUGGUUGUAGAGUGUGAGAUUUCACCUCUCGUGUCAUACGCUGGAGAGGGUCUAAAGAAGUUGGUGGAGGGAAGAACCUUCUCAACUCCUGUUUAUCUGGAUCAAGACUACACUAUGGAUGAACCCGAAAUAGUUGAGGGAGAGUGGUAGAAUUUGGCAGUCUGACCUUGAACAGCUGUUACAGUCCUACUGGUAUAUUUCAUGACCUUGACAUUAGUAUACUGAAAGUCAUGUAUUACAACAGUUCUUAAGACAUGCUGUAUUCUUUGUACUGUACCGGUAAUUUGUUUUUAUAGACUGGUGCUUUUUUUAUUUAUUAUGUGCAAAUUAAUGGCAGCUACUGUGCAUUAAUAUGUGGAUAACCAACUAGUAUAAGAAACCAAUCUAAGUUUAUAUGCUGUGAUAAAAAUGGGUCUUUUUUUUCUUUUCAAUACCAUACAUUUGCCUAAAUGGCUGUUCCAGAAUAAAUGUAUGAAGGAGCCAGGGUCCUAGUUUACCAUACCUCCUUUAUCCCCAAAAAGGGGAAAAACUUUUAUUUUAACCCUUGAUCAUGGGAAAAUAAUUAUAUAACUCUCCAUUACUCGUCACAUCAAAUGUGAAAAAUAUAAUGUAUUUAAAUGUACCAAUAAACAGUUGUUUUUUUUUUUUUUGGAGAAGCCAGAGGAAAAAAUAAAUAUUCAACGGAGAAUCUUUACACUUUACUUGUACACUGAUACAAAGAGGUAUCUUGAACCAACUUAAGAAUUAUGAUGGACAUCUUGACCAAUUAUUAUGAUUUAUAUAUGUCAGGGAUCACCAUGCCCCAUCACAGUGCAUUAACAUAAGUGUACUAAACCAUAUCCAUUAAGAUGGAUCAUUGUGACCCAUCACAAGAUCACACCAUUGAUUACAGAGCAUCUUGUGCCAUUACAACACCAUUAUGAAAGUUUUUGUGGUAUGAUUUCACUGUGUUGAAAUAAUUUGCAAAAAAAAUGCAUAGGGUUAGAUGGCAUGUAAUUUCAAUUUAAUACGCAAUCAUAUACAGUAUAUUGCAUUUCCAAAAUGCUUUCCUGUGAUUAGUAUAUGACGAAAAUCCACAUUCAACUCUAUCAUAUACUUUAAAAAGUAUGCUGAUCUGAAAUGAACGUUUACAAUAGAUGAUAAUUUCCUUACAAUCUUUUUAAUCGUACAUAUAUUACUGUCUGAACAAAUGUUUGAAUUUAAUAAAUAUUUUGCUUUCUUGUAAAUGUUAUCUUCAUCUUUAAAACAGUUCUUUUGACUAUUUUCUUUGAAUACUUGUAUCCUACAGACUUGUUUUUCUGU